Messenger RNA from Cucurbitaria berberidis CBS 394.84, 1311 nucleotides. Its product is annotated as ribosomal protein-like protein S15. Gene Ontology annotation, molecular function: structural constituent of ribosome. The record is from RefSeq and is a predicted model, not a curated record. The transcript is spliced from 3 exons. The coding region runs from base 1 to 1014 and encodes 337 amino acids. Lineage: Eukaryota; Fungi; Ascomycota; Dothideomycetes; Pleosporales; Cucurbitariaceae. Gene Ontology annotation, biological process: translation. Gene Ontology annotation, cellular component: ribosome.
AUGCCGCCUCGAAUACCCAUAUUGUCGUGCCUUCGGGCGUCGACGUCAUCAUCUGCCCCACACCAAUUCGCCCUCCCCAUUCGAACCUUUGCCUCGACUUCCCUCCUCCAAGGCAAGACACUCGAAAGGUCGCAGAAGAAGCGCAUUUCUCAUGACCCGUACCUCGUCGCACAACGCAAUCGCAAGAAAGCAGCCAAUCUCUCCCGCCGUGCCGAGCUCGACGAGGCCAGAGUAGCCAGUCUUGGCAACCCUGUCCGCGGUGUAUCGACACCUUUCGUUGAAUCAUUCGAAUCAGGGAAACCUAUUACCUACGAAGAGGGCAAGAAGGCGCCGAAAGAUAGCCUGCAUCUCAACUACGCCUUCGACCCGAAGAUCGUCGAGAAGCAGCUAAAGAAGAGCGAGAAGCUAGCAGUGCCACUGAGCGAGCUUGGAAAGCAGAGCACCGUCGGGCCCUUUCCAUGGAGUGAUUCAUUGCCAUAUGGAAAGGCGACGGAAACACAGGAGAGCACCGAGGAAGUUGAGCAGAAAAACAAAAAGGACCAUGCGCGUGCCGCAGAAGCCAUUGCCCGUAUCACAGCCCUCGAGAACGGCUCGAGCAAGGACCGUAUGCGCGUCAACAUCACCCGAUGCAUCGAGUCUUUUGGUCGCCACAACACCGACAGGAUAUUCCCACCUAAAGCACCCGGCGUGAAGAACAUCCAGGGCACGGAAGUACACCCAAUACGGCCGGAGACGAACAUCGCCGCAACAAAUAAGCGCAUAGGACCGGACACUGGAUCUUCUGAAGUCCAAAUCGCUAUCUUGACUGCGAAGAUCAAAACGGUCGCAGACUUUCUUGCGUCACGAGGAAAGGGCGACAAGCACAACAAGCGGAAUCUGAGGCUGCUGGUGCACAGGCGCCAGAAGCUGUUGCAGUAUUUGAGGAGGAAGGAGCGAGGUGGGCCGAGGUGGCAGCAUUGUAUUGAGACGUUAGGAUUGACUGAAGGCACCUGGAGAGGUGAGAUUUCGUUGUAAGAGUAGGCUACACACCACCCACAACAAGAACGUAUCUGGCAUAGCGAAGCAUGUAUUGUGUAUAUGUACAUUAUGGCAGUAUAAGGCAUUGCAUUGGGAAUCAACUGGAACCCGCCGAAUUUCAACCAAGUGUCGGCUGCGAUAGGACUUCGUUGACAUGUUUACCUCCCAUCUACCUCCAUCACAGCAAAAACUGCACAACGAUGUCUCGGCGUACCACUAGCACCCUUCGACCAUGUGGAAAGCAGUGUAUCCUUGAUGAAAGAUGCGAGAUAAUCUAGAAUCGAGGAAUUGAGC